AUGCCCUUUGCUGACAUACUGGCCAUCAUUGGAGGAAUAACUGUUGUUUUCUACCUUCUGAAACUCACUUGGAGAUGUUGGUGUGGAUUUAGAGAGUUUGUUUUAUCAGCAAAGUGGCAAGUGGACUUAAGGACAUACGGACAAUGGGCUGUUGUCACUGGUGCCACGUCUGGCAUUGGUAAAGCGUAUGCCCUUGAGCUGGCACGAAGAGGCCUGGAUAUUGUUUUAAUAAGCAGAUGUGAUAACAAGCUUCAAAUUGUUGCCAGAGAGAUCGAGGAUGCUUAUGGAAGAAGGACUCAAACCAUUCCAGUGGACUUCACACAUGGCUACAGUAUCUACCCUGCUAUAGCCAAGAAAUUACAAAGCCUGCAGAUUGGAAUUCUGGUUAACAAUGUGGGAAUGACCAGUACUAAUGGUUUUGCCUAUUUCCUGGAAACACCAGAUGCCGAACAGAAAAUCACUCAGGUUAUCAACUGUAACAUACUGUCUGUCCCUCAGAUGACCAGACUGGUUCUUCCAGACAUGGUUAAACGAGGGAAGGGGUUGAUCAUCAACAUCUCAUCUAUGGCGGGUGUCCUUCCACAGCCUUUGUUGACACUUUAUUCUGCCACCAAGACUUUUGUAACAUAUUUCUCUCAGUGUCUCCAUGCAGAGUACAAGUCAAAGGGAAUUACUGUUCAGUGUGUGGCUCCCUUGCUGGUGUCCACCAAUAUGACAAAAAACAUGAAAGUCAACAGCUUCAUGAAGAGCGCUACAGCGUUUGCCCGUGAGGCUUUGAACACUGUGGGUCACUCCAGCUGCACCACCGGCUGUCUAUCCCAUGCACUCCAGAAUGCAGUUCUCACCAGACUCUUGCCAGACUGUCUUCGGAUGUCGACAUUCCUCAUUAGGAGACUACGAAGUUCAUGUAAGAAAAAGGAGAGGACCAGUGAAAAGGAGUAG
Archocentrus centrarchus (flier cichlid) is the source of this 942-nucleotide messenger RNA. It is a transcript of the gene hsd20b2, whose product is annotated as hydroxysteroid (20-beta) dehydrogenase 2. The transcript is spliced from 11 exons. Gene Ontology annotation, molecular function: oxidoreductase activity. Lineage: Eukaryota; Metazoa; Chordata; Actinopteri; Cichliformes; Cichlidae. The coding region runs from base 1 to 942 and encodes 313 amino acids. The record is from RefSeq and is a predicted model, not a curated record. Gene Ontology annotation, cellular component: endoplasmic reticulum.